UGAAGCCUGUCUGUACACUCCGGAUCAGCAGGCGGCAGUAGCGCGCGGUACCGUUAUCUCAGGAGCGGGAGUGCUAGUAAGUGUUAGGAAGUGAAGGUCGGUAAGAGCAUGGCGGCUCUGCGAGUUCUGAGCUGUGUGAGAGCGGCUCUCAGUACCGCUUACUGCGCCGCAACCUCCGGUACUUUAACCCGCGUACCCUUCUUACCCCCGCUGACCGGCUUCUGCUUCCCCGCUGCUCGGGGGAUUCGGCAGGUUGUGGAAAAGAAGGAGGGUAAAACUACACUGAUUGAAGGUGUAACAGUAGCCACACCAGACAGAGCACAGCCUCCAAAUCCAGCAGCAAAAUGCCCUAUUUACCAGUGGAACCUGCAGAACAAGUACACAUACGAGGAUGUGUUGCUGCUUAGUCAGUUUAUCCGCUCAGAUGGAGGGAUGCUGCCAAGGCGUAUCACGGGUCUCUGUCCUGAGGAACACCGCAAGAUAGCCAUCUGUGUGCAGAUGGCUCAUCGAGCAGGUCUCCUUCCAGACCACAGACCUGCAGGCCACGUCCCAAAGCCCAAGACAACAACCCCACUCAACAGGUACCUGACACGCUACUCUGUUAAAUCAGUGAAGCCCAUCUACAGAACAGGACUAAAAUGGUGCAAAAAUCGCAUGCCUGUGGGACAUCCUGCUUUAAAGAACAAUGUGACAUACAGCCUCAAGCCAGUCUACAUAAAGCACUGACGUGCUCAGGCAGAAGAGAAGACAACACUUGUAGACAGGACAGCAGACCUACAGGAAUCUUCAUAUUUAAACAUCAAGGACCUUUCUCUAGGGUAGCUGAUGAUCCAUUAAAGAGGUUACAGUUAGCCAAAAUGAGGACUUGUUGAAACCCUGAGUUUAAAAUAAGACUGCUGUAGUACUCCAAUAAUAAUUAUUUUCUCCCUCCCGUAACUGUUUCUAUUAAACAUUUGAUGUGGGUAUGUUA
Astyanax mexicanus (Mexican tetra) is the source of this 970-nucleotide messenger RNA. RefSeq names its product mitochondrial ribosomal protein S18A (gene mrps18a). Bases 109 to 726 code for a protein of 205 amino acids. Gene Ontology annotation, cellular component: ribosome; mitochondrial small ribosomal subunit. Lineage: Eukaryota; Metazoa; Chordata; Actinopteri; Characiformes; Acestrorhamphidae. Gene Ontology annotation, molecular function: small ribosomal subunit rRNA binding; structural constituent of ribosome. Gene Ontology annotation, biological process: mitochondrial translation. The record is from RefSeq and is a predicted model, not a curated record. The transcript has 6 exons.